UUAAUUGAUAUCCUCCUCUCCCACGUGUGCCUCAUGACGUGACUACUCAGCUCCGCACACACGAGAUGGAAGAAGUCCUUUGUCGGGUUUUUAUCUCUGAACAUGGAUGCCGUGUAGCUCCACGAUGCUUUUACUGAUGUUAGUGUUAAACCUGAGCACAGCUGAAGCUCUACAGGUGAUUGGAGGAAACAUCACCGUGGGACAAGGAGGGACUGCUGUCUUACCGUGCAAAGUCAUUGACACCACGGAGACGGUUACUCAGAUUUCAUGGCAGAGAAAAACCAGAACGAAAACUGAGAAUGAGAACUUCUUCACAGUCGUGUCCACAAAUGGAGCAAAGGUUAUCAAUGGAGAUAAACGUUUUAAAUUUGUUGGGAGUGUUAACGACGGCAAUGGAACACUCCAGUUUUCCAAUGUCACACUGAUGGAUGAAGGCAGCUACGCAUGUGUCUUCACUAUGUUCCCCAGUGGAAACCACAAGACAGAAGUACCUCUAAAUGUGCUUGUUCCUCCAGUCUCAAGCCUCCAGUACAAUAUUCCUGUUCUGGGCAAUGAGGAGGUUUCCCUGGUUCUGUGCACGGCUGCUGGUUCCAGGCCUCCCGCGGAGGUGAAGUGGUUGACUGGUACUCUGGAAGGAAAAGUGAGGGCAACAACCAACUCCACCAAGCAUGACAACGGUACGACUACCACAGUCAGCUCUCUGUUUGGAGUACCAACCACAGAAAUCAAUCACCACGUGGUCCAGUGUGUCGUCACCAACGCAGCCCUGUUGAAAGAAGAAACCCGUCCCUUCACCUUGCAGGUCCACUUCCCACCUGUGGAAGUAAACAUUCGUGAACGAGCCAAACACUUAUUUGAAUGUGUGUCUGACGCCAAUCCAGAUGCAGACUUUACCUGGAGCAGACCUGACAACUCGUGGCCUCAGUCUGCUGUCCGAGUAGGUGCAACUUUACAGUUUCGUAGCAUGACCCCUGAGCUAAAUGGCCUCUAUGAGUGCGAAGCAUCGAACACCUUUGGAAGAAAACGUGGUCACCUCUAUGUGCAUGUGACUUCAGAGGGCUGCCGUGUUUGUUGGGCCUUAUUUGUUAUUUUGCUCAUCCUCAUUGCUUUUGCUGCUGGUGCAGGAUGGUACCUCUAUAAAGCUGGGAAAUUCCAAAGGUUUUUUUCAAGGUCAGAAGAGGGCACAAGCAGAGAGAGAGAACCAGUACGAACAUCCUCCAGAUCACGUGAACGCACUGAUCAUGGAGAAGAAGAAGAAGAAGAAGACGAAGAAAGAGAAGAAGAGAGGCCAUUAUAGGCAGAGGUAGAGGAUUUAGUAGUUAAAGGUGUUUGGUUUAAUUCUUACUGGUUUGUCUUUUUUUUCAGCUUAGUUUUUUUCUAAUUUUUUUUUUUUAACAGAAAUCUAUAACAGAAAUCCUUGUAUACAAACAAGGAAUUUGACUCUGCUUAGUCUCUUCGUCUCAAAGUACACAACAGACACUUCACAUAUUAGAGAAAAACCACAAGGGGGCAGUAAGAAACGUAAAAGAUACUAUAUACAAUAAGGUAAAGAUAAAAAGAUAAGAUAAAAAAAAGAUCUUGAAUUUCCCCUGGGAUCAAUAAUGUAUCUAUCUAGCUAUCUAUCUAUAAAAAAUACUAUAUAUAAGAACAGUGGAUCUGUGUAAUAGUGCAAUGACAGUGUAGGUAGACUAACAUUUUAAAAAUAAAAACAGUGCAAUGCAAUGCAGUGCAAAAGACAGAUAAUAAUAUUACUGUAUGGUUAAAUAAAUGAGGUAGAUGAGCAGGACAUUUGUGAUUGUCAUUGUCCAGUGUAAGGAUGGGGGGCUAUUUCAAAGUGUAGAACAAAGUGAAAAUAUGUGGAGACACAUUUGAAACCCUCUUUGACAUCCGUGGCAGCGGUGAGUUGUAGCACAGUUGAUGUGGCGUCAUACAGACGCCACGGCUAACAUUUCAUUCCUGACUCAGCUGGUUAAUGAACAGCAACACACAGAGCCCAGAUUCACACAGAUUGUUUGAAGUAAAGCAGCUGUCCUGCUUUCACUUUUAUUUUACCAGGAAGUCCCAUUUAAUUCUGUUUCCUUUGGAAAGUUUAUGAUUUCAGCUUUUCUCUUAACAGUUUUAAUUUAAUUAUAUUAAAAUAAGCUGCAGGCAUGAUUGAAAUACCAACAGCUGCCUUUGCAAUCGGUGCUUAAGACAGCUGUUGCUGUAUUUAUGAGUCUAAUGAGAGAUGAGGACAGGAGGGGAGAUAUUAGCCUGUCCCUGCCUCAUCCCCAUGCUUGUUGAACUGCAUUUGAGCAUGUGGAGCUGACAUGUUUUGCGGUUGCCGUUCUGUGCGCUUGUGUCACUUACACGCACCCAUUUUUAUAUGUGGAAGCUUAAAAAUGAGUGAAACACUAUAGAGGAACUUGUUUCUUGCUCUUCUUUUUCUGGUGUGGCUUCCCUCUGAAAACAA
Messenger RNA from Scatophagus argus, 2452 nucleotides. RefSeq names its product nectin-1-like. The record is from RefSeq and is a predicted model, not a curated record. Gene Ontology annotation, cellular component: adherens junction. Gene Ontology annotation, biological process: homophilic cell-cell adhesion; heterophilic cell-cell adhesion. Bases 107 to 1297 code for a protein of 396 amino acids. Lineage: Eukaryota; Metazoa; Chordata; Actinopteri; Scatophagidae. The transcript has 7 exons.